GCAGCGGAAACCGAAAGGGCGGUGUGGCCGCCGCUAGAGGUUGGUUCACCUUCACCUGUGCGAGUCCCUAGCUGACCCAAGUGGGUAGCUAGACAAGCAGUAAAACAUGAAUGGAAGAGUGGAUUAUUUGGUCACUGAGGAAAACAUCAAUCUUACCAGAGGACCCUCAGGGCUGGGCUUCAACAUCGUCGGUGGGACAGAUCAGCAGUAUGUCUCCAAUGACAGUGGCAUCUACGUCAGCAGCAUCAAAGAGAAUGGGGCUGCGGCCCUGGAUGGGCGGCUCCAGGAGGGUGAUAAGAUCCUCUCGGUAAAUGGCAAGGACCUAAAGAACCUGCCACACCAGGACGCUGUAGGCCUCUUCCGUGAUGCAGGCUAUGCUGUGUCCCUGCGAGUGCAGCACAGGUUACAGGUGCAGAAUGGGCCUACAGGACAUCGAGGUGAAGGGGAGGCGAGUGGUACUCCCAUAGCUAUGGUGCUGGUGCCAGUGCUUGCCCUUGCCGUGGUGGCAGCCUGGGCCUUCAUGAGAUACCGGCAACAGCUUUGAGAAGCUUGCUUUUUUCCAGUACUCCCGAUGAAGAUACAUUUCUCUCUUUCUCUCACCCUGCUCCCCUGCCAUUCUCCUACAUAUUUCCAUCUCUGCAUAGCUGACACAUGAUUUAAAGAGACUUCCACCCAACCAGAACCUUGCUGUCCAGAAUUUCCGAAUCCUUAUCUUCUAAUGGGAGAGUAAAGGCUUGUGUGAAGGAAGACUGAAGAAAAGACUUGCAUAGAACAAAUGAGAUAUUAUAUACUUUACUAAGACCACCAAUAGAAGUUCAGCUACAACCCAAAGACAGAAAGGUCCAGUCCUCCCAUCACCAUGGUUGAUAACUUUUUUCUUAGCUGGCAUGCCUCAAAGGUCAGCUGUGUGGUAUAAGAGGAAGAGAGGAUUUUUCUUUUUAAUGAUCUUCCUUGGGAAGUUUUUGUGGCCUUUAUUAAUUUCUAAUUACAUACUUGGGUGCCUGUAUCAAAGGAUAAUGAGGAGAGCAUUUUUAACUUCUUUAAGAAAGCAAAUACAUAUUUAUACACACACACACACACACACACACAUAUACAUAUAUGAUAGUAUAAUAGUGAUGCCUUAUGGAGGAUGAAGAGGUGGAAGGCUACCCUGCAGUUUCCAGGUUUCUAAUGUACAGGGUGAUCCUAACUGAAGACUUUGAUAUACAGUGAGAGUGAGAGAGUGAGCCUUAAAAGAGGAUGCCCAAUCUGAGUCAUUAAAAAAUAAAGAAAGAAAAGACAACUGAAGCAAAUAAAUAAGAAUCUUAGAACAGUGUUUCUUUUCAUAGUAACUGUGGUGAAGUUGAGGUAAAAUUCCAUAAUCCAGCUUUGUAUGAACCAAAUUGUUCAAAAAACUUGGAGAUGUAAAGAUAAAUCUUACCCAUUUCUGGGCUAUCCUAGUGAUUUUUCGUACCCCACAACCUGUUUAGGGGUCAGUUGGAAUGAUUGUGGUCAGAGCUAUGGUGAUGGGCCAAACCAACCCAGUGGAAAAACUCUGAAAGGCAAAUAAGACAGUGCCUCCAAGGUGGUGACUAAACCCUUUCAGGCCAUCUGCCAGUCUUUUCCGUUCCUAGUGACAGACAAAAUCUGAGAGAAGGAACUGCUUGCUAGCAGGGGAGGCAUGAAAUCAGCUCUGCUUCUGAUCCAGUUACUUUGAAAGGGUUUGGAUUACUGGCUUUUUGAUAAGCUCCAAAUACUAGUUAUGGGCUUCUAAUGAAUAAACCAUUUUGCAGGGAAGGAGAAGAAAAGAGUUCUGUUUGCUUUAGUGGGUAGGGAAGCUUGGUGGAACUUUCAUGGGGAAACCUUUGGAGAAGAAUAUGGAUACAUGGGUACUAAGGAACCUGUGAAUAUUAAUGAGGUGGGGACUAUUCUAUUCAUGUGAUAUUGAAAGUUGGUUUUAAAGCAGUAAGGAAAGUUUGAACCAAGGCUAGUCUGGCUUUAAGAAAAUCAUUUCCAUCUUCCAAAUAUACAGGCCAGAGUAUAGGCUUUAUGUAAUCUUGACAGCAAGAGUAUGAGGACUUGCCUUCAGGCAACCACUUCUGUCCAGUUUUUAGCAAGGUUUAUCUAGUAGGAAUUGUACAAAUGUUGAUCGGACAUCAGUUUACUUCUACAAAGAAGUAAAAUAUGUAGUCUCCAUCCUAAUGGGUUUGUUUGGUUCCAGGUAGGAAGAGAAUAUCUGUACAUAAAAAUGGAAUUGGCUGCACAGGUAGGACAACAAUGUAAGCUGGUGCCAAAUUUACAUUGCAGACAACAAAAGGGAACAAUUGCUGGAAAUUGAGACACUUGAGAAAGUUUCAUGGAAGAAAGGGACAAGUUAAGGAACCUUGAGGAGCUCAUAGUCUUAUGAGAAUUCAUAAAUAGGUGAGAAGUUAAAAGUAUAACAUAAGGUUAAGUGACCACUGAGAACAAUUCUAAAAGAAAUGCAGCAGCAAAGAUGUGCAGACAAUCAUCACGUUAUUAGGAGUUUGGAAAAAGAAGGCUGCCAUAUAAUGGCAUCAGGCUCAAGUGGAAAGGGAAGGCUUUUAAAAAUGAGAAAGUCCAGUAAGACCUUGCCUCUGGGUUAACUAUUGUGAGAGGGAGCAACUUGCUUUAAACAGUCCUGAUAAUGCCAUAUGCCUUUAGACCUGAACUCUUCAGGACCUGUGAAACUCACUUAGUUGCUCUCUUAGGGUCCACACAAAAGUGCUGACAGCUUUCCAAUUUUCACCUGAACUAGACCAUCUGUGGAGGCACAGCCUCUGGUCCCUCUAGAGGCCUGUGCAGCAGCUUCUGCUGUGGACCUGUUUACCUCCCAGGAUUCUUCUCAGGGUUUGGACAUUAAUUCCCAAGAGGACCUUGAGAUGUACACAAUGAAGCAAAUGGCAAGCAGAAAAGAAAGCCAUUUAGUUCUUUAUAUUUGUUGGUAUAUGUAAAUAAAAACUCCUAUCCUGU
Manis pentadactyla (Chinese pangolin) is the source of this 2970-nucleotide messenger RNA. It is a transcript of the gene SYNJ2BP, whose product is annotated as synaptojanin 2 binding protein. NCBI's taxonomy places the organism in Eukaryota, Metazoa, Chordata, Mammalia, Pholidota, Manidae. Gene Ontology annotation, molecular function: protein binding. The transcript has 4 exons. The record is from RefSeq and is a predicted model, not a curated record. Bases 107 to 544 code for a protein of 145 amino acids.